AUGGGCAUGAAACACUCUUCCCGCUGCCUGCUCCUAAGGAGGAAAAUGGCGGAGAACGCUGCCGAGAACACCGAGGUCAGCAGUGCCCCCUCCCAACCUCCUCAGCCUGUUGUGGCCCCCAAACCUGCACAGUGUGUCCAUCAUGUAUCCACCCAGCCCAGCUGCCCUGGACGAGGAAAGAUGUCUAAACUGCUGAACCCGGAGGAGAUGACCUCAAGGGAUUACUACUUUGAUUCCUAUGCUCACUUUGGGAUUCACGAGGAAAUGCUGAAGGAUGAGGUGCGCACGCUUACCUACAGAAACUCCAUGUACCACAACAAGCAUGUGUUUAAGGACAAGGUGGUGCUGGACGUUGGGAGUGGCACAGGCAUCCUUUCUAUGUUUGCUGCUAAAGCAGGGGCCAAGAAGGUGUAUGGGAUCGAAUGCUCCAGUAUUUCUGACUACUCAGAGAAAAUUAUCAAGGCCAACCACUUGGACAACAUCAUCACCAUAUUUAAGGGUAAAGUGGAAGAGGUGGAGUUGCCGGUGGAAAAGGUAGACAUCAUCAUCAGUGAGUGGAUGGGUUAUUGUCUUUUCUAUGAGUCAAUGCUUAACACAGUGAUCUUCGCCAGGGACAAGUGGCUGAAACCUGGAGGGCUUAUGUUUCCAGACCGGGCAGCUUUGUACAUGGUAGCAAUUGAAGACAGACAGUACAAGGACUUCAAAAUUCACUGGUGGGAGAACGUGUACGGCUUUGACAUGACCUGCAUCCGGGACGUCGCCAUGAGAGAACCCCUGGUGGACAUUGUCGACCCAAAGCAAGUGGUGACCAAUGCCUGUUUAAUAAAGGAGGUAGACAUUUACACUGUGAAGACUGAAGAGCUCUCAUUCACAUCUGCAUUCUGCCUCCAGAUUCAGCGCAAUGACUACAUCCACGCCCUGGUCACCUAUUUUAAUAUUGAAUUUACCAAGUGCCACAAAAAAAUGGGGUUUUCCACAGCCCCUGAUGCUCCUUACACCCACUGGAAGCAGACAGUUUUCUACUUAGAAGAUUAUCUCACUGUCAGGAGGGGCGAGGAGAUCUACGGGACCAUUUCCAUGAAACCAAAUGCAAAAAAUGUGCGGGACCUUGAUUUCACAGUGGACUUGGACUUUAAGGGACAGCUGUGUGAAACAUCUGUAUCUAAUGACUACAAAAUGCGUUAG
Vombatus ursinus (common wombat) is the source of this 1185-nucleotide messenger RNA. It is a transcript of the gene PRMT8, whose product is annotated as protein arginine methyltransferase 8. NCBI's taxonomy places the organism in Eukaryota, Metazoa, Chordata, Mammalia, Diprotodontia, Vombatidae. The record is from RefSeq and is a predicted model, not a curated record. Bases 1 to 1185 code for a protein of 394 amino acids. The transcript has 10 exons. Gene Ontology annotation, biological process: peptidyl-arginine methylation. Gene Ontology annotation, molecular function: protein-arginine N-methyltransferase activity. Gene Ontology annotation, cellular component: plasma membrane.